AUGAAGCUCACCCUGUUCCUCUUUGCUCUUCCUGCUCUGGGAAACCCUCUCCAGAACAUGUUCGAGAAGCGUGCCGCUUGCAACGCUGUAUGCCACAACUGUGCUCGUGCUGUGACUGGCACCGCAGCUGGUCUCUCUGUUUCCCAAUCUAGAGUCAAUACCGACUGCUCUAGCUUCCAGCAAGAGACUGUUUACCCUUCCGCUACUACCAUCACCAUCACCUCCGGCAGCGAGUUCACCACAAUUCAACCAGAUCUUGCUGGAAUCACUAUUGUUCCUUCCAGUCUGCCCAGCUAUGUCAGCAAGGCCUGCACACCUUCCAUGGCUGCUUCUGCCCGUUUCGCGUCCGCCUGCUCUUGCGCUGGAGUCACCGUCAGCACCACCAUCGCUCCAACUCCGACCGCGACAAACGUUGUCCCCGCCAUUUGUGGCCGUGGCUACUUCACAGGUCAAGCUUGCCAGCCUCAACAAUAUUCCAUUGGUUCCACUGAUGCUGCCGGAUGCACCAGACGCUGUGAAGACGUUUCUAACUUCGGUUUCGGAUGCUUCCGUGGUGAAGUAGUGGACGGCCAGUGCAUCCUCAACAUCCGUUGUUGUACUCAGUAG
Molecule: messenger RNA, 606 nt
Organism: Aureobasidium namibiae CBS 147.97
Lineage: Eukaryota; Fungi; Ascomycota; Dothideomycetes; Dothideales; Saccotheciaceae
Exons: 2
Coding region: 1-606 (201 amino acids)
Source: RefSeq, a predicted model, not a curated record